Rhineura floridana is the source of this 1759-nucleotide messenger RNA. It is a transcript of the gene CABCOCO1, whose product is annotated as ciliary associated calcium binding coiled-coil 1. Bases 159 to 1178 code for a protein of 339 amino acids. The record is from RefSeq and is a predicted model, not a curated record. Lineage: Eukaryota; Metazoa; Chordata; Lepidosauria; Squamata; Rhineuridae. The transcript is spliced from 8 exons.
AGCCAUCAAGGACUCCGGCCUCGCCUGUAUCGGGGGAAAGGAGGCUCUUGCCUCGUGCUCGCGGUUUCCGAGGAACGCCUCCGUUUCCAGCCGUCAAGAACACCGUCGACCUCGCAACCCCGCUCUUCCCGUAGACCGCGCUUAACCCAAGGGAAGACAUGCAGAGCGCCACUGGAGCCCGCUCCUCCCUCUCCACCAAAGAAGCGCUGACCGCCCCUUCCUUUUCAUCGCCCCGGCCGCAGUCUGGCCCCGCCCAGGCUGCUUCCCUGGGCAACGCCGAGACGCUCACGGCGGCCAGCAUGGCGGCGAAGGACAAAGACAAGGCGAAGGAGCGAGAAAGCGUAUCAGCGCAGGAAGAGGACAAAAUUAUUAGUGACGAAGAGGAAAUGGCUUGGAAGUUUCUUUCCCUUGCUGAGAUUACUCUUCUGUUGGAACAAGAUAUAAUAGGAGUUCAAAGAAAUUUGGAAGUGUUUCUAAAUUUGAAAGAACGUUUGACAUCUUUGAAAGAAGCUGCAUUACUGGAUUAUUAUGUCUCCGGAUUUUGGUGGGCUAAAGGAUUAGAAUUCACAUCUGUGCAACUUGGAGGAUUCCUGACUCUGUUAAAUAUGCUUAUGGAGAAUCUUGAGAGCCAACACAUGACACUGGAAGAGAACAUCCAAGAACUUAGAAAUGCAAUGGCUGGAAUUGGACAGCGUAAUUCAGAGAAAAGCAGUGGGUUUGAGUUCUUCACAGUAGACCAAGCCAAGGCUAUAAUCAAUUAUUUGAAGAUCAGCAUAUUCCAACAUUAUACACUGUACGAAUAUCUUUUCCACAGUCCCAGGGAAGAACUUGUGAUAGGAGAUGAGAAUGUUGUAGAACUAGUCAAGCCCGCAGAUACUCCUUUCCCUGCUCCCUUGGAAGAAGGUCUGCCUUAUGAUAUUUAUUCCAAAUUUAUAGCAGUGAUCCCAGCUGAAGAAGAGACAGCUAUGGAAAUGGAGGGAGGCAUUCUUAAAGAAGAGGAAGCUGAAGCUGAAAGCCUUGUUGAUCCUUUGGCAUGCUACACUGUCGAGGAUGUUCAAUCAGUACUGGGCCAGAUCACCAAUGAAAUGAUCAGCAGUAUUCAGACUGAGAUUAACGAAAAGCUACAAACACAGCAAGAGGCCUAUUCUGCAAGAAUAGACAAGCUCAAGAAGGUCUGAAAAAACCUGGGCAAGCUGAAGGAUGGUGGUGCCUUACACAGAUUGUAUAAACCACAAGACAACAAGCCCUAUGAUGUGUUUUAUUCCCUACAGUCAGCAUAAUUGGGUCACUGUUUCAUCAUCCAGAAAGCAUUGUUCUAAAGUCUUUCCAUGCAGCAUUUCUAUAUUUAGAUUAUUCAAGUAUUCUAUGAAAACUAGAUAGCGAAGAAAGAAAAUUAAAACUGAAUUUUCCUUUAAAACCAUCCCUUGGGGGGGGUGUUUGAAAUCUGAAUGCCAUCAGAUUUGUGAAGUUUUCCCCCUGUGUGUGUGCUGGUGGAUGAUAUUCAGAAUAUCCAGGGGCCUAAAAAAUAUGAUCCCUACAAAGUCACAAAACAGUACCUUAGCUACGAUGGUUAUGUCUAUCCCCUAGAGAUGGAUGGAUCUGUCUAUUUCUGGUCCAUGUCACUUUUGCAUGUAUUCAUUCACAAAUUCAUUCUGCCCCAUUUACGCAUUCAUCCAGCGUUUUUUUUGCAAAAUAAAAGAAUGACAAAAUGUUUUUAAAUACAUAUUUUAUCUCAAUAAACAUAUAUUAUUAGAAAAUA